GAAAGAGAGCGCGAGCAUUGACACCGAGAUAAAGCGCUUCAUCGCCAAAAAGGCGGAUCUGCUGUUCGCUCACUCGUGGAAGCCCAAUGGGCCGCUCUGCGACACGAUUGAGGAGAACGAAGAGUGUUAUGCCGUUAUGCCUCCCCUGGAACGGUUCAUGGAGGUUCCCAGGGAAGAAAGGAGAGAAUUGUUUUUUCGAGACAUCGAACGUGGCGAUAUCGUGAUUGGGAGGAUUACUUCUAUUCGGGAAUUUGGUUUUUUCAUGGUGUUGAUUUGUCUGGGAAGUGGUGUCAUACGGGAGAUUUCGGAUUUAGACAUCAGUGCUCUUUGUCCUUUGAGAGAUGUGCCUUCUCAAAGCAAUCAUGGAGAUCCUUUGUCUUAUUAUCAAACUGGAGACCUUAUUCGAGCUGCGAUCAAGGACAUUGAUCGUUACCAUGAGAAGCUCACAGUGUCGCUUUACAGCUCAGCUCUUCCACCCAACCUUUCCAGUACAAAACUGGGGGUAAUCACUUCUGAUGACUUCCCGUUACAUUAUAGGCGAAGCAUGGAAGUUGCUAAUACAGCAGAGACGUUCGAAGAGGUUUUGCAUCGUUCCCCAGGAUUUGCUAAUCCAUCGUUAGUUGAAUAUUUAGCAGAAAAACUAGGAAUAAGUGAAUCAAAUCCACCGUCUUUGAUGAGAAGUCUUCAAAUUAAAAAUUUCAACGAAGAAGACUUUGCCCCUGCAUUGAGGAAAAAGCAAUCUGCAUCUUGGGCCUUGAAAUGUGUGAAGGCUGGGGUUGAUUAUUUUAAGGUUGGGCGCCAUGUGGAAGCCAUGAAUGAGUACAACAAGGCUUUGGAAAUUGAUCCGCAAAACGUUGAAGCUUUAGUAGCCCGUGGAGCUCUGUAUGCAACAAAAGGGAGUCUGAACAAAGCCAUAGGUGAUUUUGAAACUGCUUUAGAAAACUGUCCUACUCAUAGAAAUGCAAGAAAAUACCUCUGUCAGACACUUGUGGAAAGAGGCGGGCAAUUGGAAGAGGAAGACAAACUACUAAAUGCUGAGAACUACUAUAAAAAAGCCUUAAGUUUGGAUGAGACUUUUCAGGAAGCAGAAGAGGCCUUAACGAAACUCCGUAAGCAUAUGCAGAAAUCUUUGGAAAUGAGGGAGAAACAAGCUGCCAAAGAAGAGAGACAGAAAGAAAAGAAAGUAGAAACAAGUGCAGAAAAAUUGCGUAAGCUCUUAAAAGAAGAAAAAAGGUUGAAGAAGAAAAGGAAAGUAUCGACUUCCUCCUCUUCCUCCUCCUCCUCUUCCUCCUCCUCAUCAUCAUCAAGUGAUUCUUCAUCAGAUGUAUCAGUUUCUUCUUCCUCCUCUUCCUCUGAUCACAAGAAACGUAGGAAAAAGCGUCGGAAUAGAUCAGAGUCUGCCCACAGCUCCAAAAAACGCUCAUCUAGAGCUUCUUCCCAUUAUAAAGAUCAGAUUAGGAAAGAGGAGUGGUAUUCGCCUCCGGCCGAUACCUCUGCUUCCUUUCUUAACCAAAAUUUUGAAGUGGAAAAACUGCUGGAAAGGCAAGACAGCUUAGUGUGUCCAAAGGCAGAGGUAAAAGAGAAAGACAGACACUGUUCUUUUUCGAGGACUCCAGGUGAUGAUGAAGACACUUUUGGAGGUAGGUCUGAAGAUUCAAGAGAUUCUUACAGUAGCUCCAGAAAUCUGCCAAGUAGUAGCAAAACUGAAAAAUAUGGUAAAACAGAUAGGUAUUUCUCCAGUUGGAGGGGUUCUUCAGGUUCAUAUCAUAAGUCAGAUGAUAAACCCAGGAUGCAUUAUUUUAGGAAAUUUGAAAGGGAUGUAGAGGGGAGAAAAGAGCCGUUCAGGAAAUACGGCUCAGGUCAAGACAGGUAUUGCAUGUCUCCAGCAGGGUCUGACUAUUCUGGCAAGUCAGUGGGGAAGUACAGGUCGUAUUCUAGCACCUGCUUCCGGGAAGGUGACAGGAGUUAUGAUGGUGAUAGGCAGGAGUUAAGUCAGCAUAAAAACGAAAGCGAGUAUCAGAACAGGAAAAGAAGUUACGAGGAGACUCAUGAAACAAAGGAACCAGAUGAGGACGUGUCUUUAAAUGGUAGUGCACAAACAGAGAGUGGCGUUAAAAGAAACCUGCCCGAGAACUUGGUUAACAUAUUCAAUCAAAUAGCUGAGUUUGAGAGGGAAAAAGGAAGUAAGCAGAAGAAACAGUAA
Molecule: messenger RNA, 2203 nt
Organism: Leptosomus discolor (cuckoo roller)
Lineage: Eukaryota; Metazoa; Chordata; Aves; Leptosomiformes; Leptosomidae
Source: RefSeq, a predicted model, not a curated record